Messenger RNA from Periophthalmus magnuspinnatus, 4237 nucleotides. RefSeq names its product NACHT, LRR and PYD domains-containing protein 14-like. Lineage: Eukaryota; Metazoa; Chordata; Actinopteri; Gobiiformes; Gobiidae. The transcript is spliced from 12 exons. Gene Ontology annotation, molecular function: protein binding. The record is from RefSeq and is a predicted model, not a curated record. The coding region runs from base 331 to 3717 and encodes 1128 amino acids.
AAGAGGAGCAGAGGAGGAGCAGAGGAGGAGCAGAGGAGGAACAGAGGAGGAGCAGAGCAGCAGAGGAGGAGCAGAGGAGCAGAGGAGGCUCACACAGACUCAGGAGGUGUUGGACUGUUUGUCUGAGACUAAAUGAGGCCCACACAGACACAGAGCUCAGCCUCCUGUCAGUCAUGUGAGUGAAGCCCCGCCCACCUGGACUGCAGCCAAUAGAGGAGCAGCUCUGACUCACUCCAGGAAGAAGAAACAAAAAAGCCACUUCCUUCAGCUACGCACUUUUCUCUGAGACACUUUGGACUCUUUGGAUCCACUCAGGACUCUGGACUGAGCAUGGAUCAGAGAGAGACCAGAGAGGACGCAGCCCCUCCCACCACCAGCAGGGCGGCGCUGGAGAGUGAACACUCUAUUGGACGACUGAUUGAUUUUAAAAAGGAGCAUGGUCCACAGAUCCACCAGAAACAUCCUCCAUCUGAACCUGGUCCCAUCUGUGAGUCCCUCAGGAGUGACUGGUCUAUGGGACGUCCUAUUGAAUUUGCCACAGAGCCAGUGGAGCAGCAGGUUCCAGAGGUCUCCAGUGGUCAGCACCAUCAGACACAGCUGGACUCCAUAUUUAAGCUUCUGGAGGAGGACAUCUUCACUUUUGUCCAGAAGGAGCUGAAGAAGCUCCACAAGGUUCUGAGUACAGAUUACCCAGAAUGCUUAGAGCCUGUGGAGGAUGAGGAUGAAGAGCAGAGGAGCAGCAGUGAGGCUGUUCUGAAGAUCACACUGAACUUCCUGAGGAGGAUGAAACAGAAGGAGCUGGCUGAGCGUCUGUGGAGCAGGAGUUAUUACGGAGAUUAUCAACGUAAACUGAAGUCUAACCUGCAGCAGAAGUUUGAGUGUGUGUUUGAGGGCAUCCCUAAAGCAGGAAACCCCACCCUUCUGAAUCAGAUCUACACAGAGCUCUACAUCACAGAGGGAGGGUCUUCAGAGGUCAACCAGGAACAUGAGGUCAGACACAUGGAAACAGCCUCCAGGAAACCAGACCCAGCAGAGACACUCAUCACAUGUGAAGACAUGUUUAAAGGCCCAGCUCACACACAUGGACCAAUCAGAACAGUGCUGACAAAGGGAGUGGCUGGCAUCGGGAAAACAGUGCUCACUCAGAAGUUCAGUCUGGACUGGGCUGAAGGCAAAGCCAACCAGGACAUACAGCUGCUGUUCCCGUUCACUUUCAGAGCACUCAAUGUGCUGAAGGAGAGAAGCUUCAGCUUGGCGACACUUGUUCAUCACUUCUUUAGUCAAACACAAACAGAAAUCUGCAGCUUUGAAGACCUCCAGGUGCUCUUCAUCUUUGACGGUCUGGACGAGUGCAGACUUCCUCUGGACUUCACCAAAACCAAGGCCCUGACCGACCCCACGGAGUCCACCUCACUGCACGUGCUGCUGGUAAACCUCAUCAGGGGGAGCCUGGUUCCCUCCGCUCGCCUCUGGAUAACCACAAAACCCGCGGCGGCCAAUCAGAUCCCUGCUGAGUGCGUCUCCAUGGUAACAGAGGUCAGAGGGUUCACCGACUCACAGAAGGAGCAGUACUUUAAGAAGAGGUUCAGAGAUGAGGCCGACACAAUCAUCUCCCACAUCAAGAUGUCCAGAAGCCUCCACAUCAUGUGCUACAUGCCAAUCUUCUGCUGGAUCGCUGCCACAGUCCUGGAGCAUGUGUUGAAAAGCAGAGAGAGAGGAGAGCUGCCCAAGACCCUGACUCAGAUGUACAUCCACUUCCUGGUGGUUCAGGCCAAAGUCAAGAACAUCAAGUAUGAAGGAGCAUCUGAGACAGACCCACACUGGAUUCCAAAGACCAGGAAGAUGGUGGAGUCUCUGGGAAAACUGGCCUUUGAGCAGCUGCAGAAAGGAAACCUGAUCUUCUACGAGUGUGACCUGAGGGAGUGUGGGCUGGACACUGCAGAGGCCUCAGUGUACUCUGGAGUGUUCACACAGGUCUUUAGAGAGGAGCCAGGCCUGUACCAGGACAAGGUCUACUGCUUCAUCCAUCUGAGUGUGCAGGAGUUUCUGGCUGCUCUUCACGUCCAUCAGACCUUCAUCAACACUGCGAUCAACCUGCUCUCAGAGAAACAAGUAUCAUGGUGGACAUUUAUUUUUAGUCAAUUUAGCAGUAAAUCAGUAAAAUUUUAUCAGACAGCUGUGGACCAGGCCUUGCAGAGUCCAAAUGGACACCUGGACCUGCUCCUCCGCUUCCUCCUGGGUCUUUCACUGUCGACCAAUCAGAGUCUUCUACACGGUCUGAUGACACAGACAGGAAGUAGCAUCCAGACCAAUCAGAAAACAACUGAGUACAUCAAAAAGAAGCUGAGUGAGGAUGUGUCUGCAGAGAGGAACAUCAACCUGCUCCACUGUCUGAAUGAACUGAAUGAUCGUUCUCUGGUGGAGCAGAUCCAACAGGUCCUGAGUUCAGGACGUCUGUCUGAAGGUGGACUGUCUCCUGCUCAGUGGUCAGCUCUGGCCUUCAUCUUACUGUCAUCAGAAGCAGAUCUGGACCAGUUUGAGCUGAAGAAAUACUGUGCUUCAGAGGAGGCUCUCCUGAGGCUGCUGCCAGUGGUCAAGGCCUCCAACAAAGCUCUACUGAGCAGCUGUAACCUGUCAGAGAGAAGCUGUGAAGCUCUGUCCUCAGUCCUCAGCUCCCAGUCCUCUAGUCUGACAGUCCUGGAUCUCAGUCACAACAACUUGAAGGACUCAGGGCUGAAGAUGUUGUCUGUUGGUCUGAAGAGUCCUCACUGUAAACUGGAACAGCUCAGUCUGUCCCACUGUGGGCUGUCCCCUCACAGCUGUGGGCCUCUGUCCUCAGUCCUCAGCUCACAGUCCUCUAGUCUGACAGUCCUGGAUCUCAGUCUCAACGACUUGAAGGACUCAGGGCUGAAGAUGUUGUCUGUUGGUCUGAAGAGUCCUCACUGUAAACUGGAACAGCUCAGACUGUCAGGUUGUCUGGUCUCAGAGGAAGGCUGUGCUUCUCUGGCCUCAGCUCUGAGGUCCAACUCCUCCCAUCUGACAGAACUGGACCUCACCUACAACCACCCAGGAGACACAGGAAUAAAGCUCCUGUCUGCUCUACAGGAGGACCCUCACUGCGCACUGGACACUCUCAGACUGAGACCUGCUGGAGAACGAUGGAUGAAUCCGAUCUGGAGAUAUUUCUGUGAUCUCACUCUGGAUCCAAACACAGCUCACAGAAAACUCAAACUGUCUGACAACAACAAGAAGGUGACACAUGAGACAGAGGAGCAGCCGUAUCCAGAUCAUCAGGACAGAUUUGAGCUCUGGUAUCAGAUUCUGUGUUCCACUGGUCUGACUGGUCGCUGUUACUGGGAGGUUCAGUGGAGUGGAGAUGUUUUUAUAUCAGUGUCUUACAGAGGAAUCAGAAGGAAAGGUGACAGUUAUGACAGUGCAUUUGGAUACAAUGAUCAGUCAUGGAGUCUGGUCUGUUCUGAAAGUGGUUUCUUUGUUUGUCAUAAUAAUGAACGUGCCUCCCUCCCUCAGCCCUGGUCCUCCUCUUCUGGGAGAGUUGCAGUGUUUGUGGACUGUCCUGCUGGCUCUCUGUCCUUCUACACAGUCUCCUCUGACCAACUGACCCACCUCCACACCUUCAACACCACAUUCACUCACACUCUGCUCCCUGGGUUUGGGCUCUCUUCCUAUGACUCCUCAGUGUGUGUGUGUGUGCUCUGACACACUCACCCUCCUCUGUGUAAAAUACAACAGUCAAAUCUGUAGAAAAAUCACUUUGUAAAUGUUUUAUUUUGACUUGAUUUGAGCAGAGAUUUCUUUUCUAAUGUGUUAUUUCCUCUCAAAGACAAACUGCAGACAUCAGCCUCACACUAGUGUCUGUACUGAACAAAUCACUGUGUUCAAUAUGAACUUUACAAACUCAUAAACAGGCACCACAUGCAGUAAGUGUACAGUCUGUAUAUGUGCUACUUUGGUCCUUGUUUGUUUGAUUGGGUUCAAUACUCCCAUAAGAAAGUAUGUUGUAUUUUUAUGUUCUGAGGCAGUGUUUUUGUCCAAUAAGAAGGAGGAGGAGACACAGUGGUGUAGACCGUAGUAAUUAGUACAUGUGGUCUUUUAUCAACCUUUCUUCAACUUGGAGAAGCCGACCGGAGCCACACCAAACAAACUAAACCAUGAACUCAUAGAAAACCAUGGAAAUAUGAGUCUUAUUGUGUUUUCAGCUACAAAUAAAAGACAAAAG